Messenger RNA from Tauraco erythrolophus (red-crested turaco), 2637 nucleotides. The record is from RefSeq and is a predicted model, not a curated record. NCBI's taxonomy places the organism in Eukaryota, Metazoa, Chordata, Aves, Musophagiformes, Musophagidae.
GUCUUCCUGGACCUCUUCCACCAGGACGGGCUGGUGAUCUGCGCCCGCGGGCUCGGCAUCGACCGCUUGCUGCUGCGCUUCCUGCGCCUCUACUGCGAGCCUGCCAGCCUGGUGCUGGUGCUGAACACCGGCCCCGCCGAGGAGGAGUAUUUUAUUGACCAGCUGAGGUCAGAUGGAGUUGUUCAUCUUCCUCGGCGUGUUACCAAUGAAAUUACAAAUAACACUCGAUAUGAAUUUUACACGCAAGGAGGAGUCAUCUUUGCAACAAGUCGAAUCCUUGUAGUAGAUUUCCUUACUGAUAGAAUUCCUGCAAACCUCAUUACUGGCAUUUUGGUAUACAAAGCGCACAGAAUCAUUGAGUCCUGUCAGGAAGCGUUUAUCUUGCGACUUUAUCGCCAGAAGAACAAGCAAGGUUUCAUUAAAGCUUUUACAGAUAGAAAUCUGUUUGUCAGGAAACUCUAUCUGUGGCCAAGAUUUCAUAUAGCAGUGAACUCAUUUUUAGAGAAGCAUAAACCUGAAGUGGUGGAAAUACACGUGUCAAUGACUCCUGCUAUGCUUGCGAUCCAGACUUCAAUCCUGGACAUUCUGAACGCAUGUCUGAGAGAACUCAAACGUUACAACCCAGCUCUCGAAGCAGAAGAUCUAUCUUUAGAAAAUGCUAUUGGUAAACCUUUUGACAAGACAAUACGUCACUAUUUAGAUCCUCUCUGGCAUCAGCUCGGAGCCAAGACAAAAUCUUUGGUCCAGGAUUUGAAGAUACUACGUACUUUGCUACUGUACCUAACUCAGUAUGAUUGUGUCACUUUCCUUAAUCUUCUGGAGUCACUGAAAGCAAGUGAAAAAGCUUUUGGUGAGAAUUCAGGUUGGCUGUUUCUUGACUCCAGUACUUCAAUGUUUGUGAAUGCUCGAGCUAGAGUUUAUCGCAUUGCAGAUGAGAAGCUGAAUCAGAAAGGCAAAGUCUCUGAAAAAAGUGAUGUAAAGAAGGAAAAUGAACUGAAAAGGAAAUUGGUUCUAGAAAGUAACCCAAAAUGGGAAGCUUUGAGAGAAGUACUGAAAGAGAUUGAAAAUGAGAAUAAGAACAGUGAAGAUCUUGGUGGUCCAGGGCAAGUGCUUAUUUGUGCCAGUGAUGACCGAGCCUGUGCGCAGCUCAGGGAGUAUAUUAUUGCUGGAGCAGAAGCUUUUUUAACAAGACUGUACAACAAAACCUUUGGAAAGGAUGAGAAAGCUGGAGAAGCAUGGAUUAAGGAGGACAGAAAAGUCGUCAAGUCCAAAGGAAAUGCCAGACCAGACACAGAGUAUCAAGCCAAAAAAGCCAAACUUGCGGCUUCCUCAAAACAAAAUAAAACCAAGAAGCAGCAAGACCGGACUAUAAUCCAAAUGAUAGGGAAAACUGAAGAGGAAAAGAGAGAGGAGUUAGAGGUGGAAGAUAACAAAGAAUUAAGCAGUAGCCAAGAAAGCAAUAUUGAAGAGACCAAUCCUGAAGAUUUCCAUGUGAACUUGCCCUCAGAUUGUUACUACGGUAUUUUCAAGAACCCGCUCACAAUUAUUCAUCCGUUGCAGGGUUGCAGUGAUCCCUACGCGCUCACUCGGGUGCUGCAGGAAAUAGAACCAAGAUAUGUUGUAUUAUAUGACGCAGAACUAACUUUUGUUCGGCAGCUGGAAAUCUACAAGGCAAGCAGGCCUGGGAAGCCUUUGAGGGUUUAUUUCCUCAUAUAUGGGGGCUCAACCGAGGAACAGCGCUACCUCACAGCUCUGAGACAAGAGAAGGAGGCCUUCGAAAAACUCAUUCGAGAGAAGGCCAGCAUGGUUAUUCCUGAAGAGAGAGAAGGGAGAGAUGAAACAAACUUAGACCUAAUAAGAGAUGCUAAACCUGCCUCUGCUUCUACUGACACACGCAAAGCAGGUGGACAGGAACAGAAGAGUGUUCAGCAAACUAUAAUAGUGGAUAUGCGGGAAUUUCGUAGUGAGCUUCCAUCACUGAUUCAUCGUCGUGGUAUUGACAUUGAGCCUGUUACUUUGGAAGUUGGAGAUUACAUUUUAACUCCUGAUAUCUGUGUAGAGCGGAAAAGCAUCAGUGAUCUGAUCGGUUCCUUAAAUAACGGAAGACUGUAUGCACAAUGCAUUUCUAUGUCCCGUUACUAUAAGCGACCAAUUCUCCUGAUUGAAUUUGAUCCUAACAAAUCUUUCUCCUUGAUUCCACGAGGCUCUCUACAUCAGGAAAUUUCCAGUAAUGAUGUUACUUCUAAACUAACCCUUCUCACACUCCAUUUUCCAAAGUUACGUAUCCUGUGGUGUCCAUCUCCCCACGCUACUGCUGAACUGUUUGAAGAGUUAAAACAAAACCAUCCCCAACCCGAUGCAGAAACAGCAAUGGCUGUCACAGCAGAUUCUGAAGUUCUUCCCGAGUCAGACAAGUAUAACCCUGGUCCUCAGGACUUCCUAUUAAAAAUGCCAGGUAUUAAUGCAAAAAACUGCCGUGCCUUAAUGAACCACGUUAAAAGCAUUGCAGAGCUAGUGACACUGUCAAAGGAUGAACUCUCCAAAAUUUUGGGUAAUGCUGCCAAUGCCACGCAACUCUUUGACUUUAUCCACCUGACCUACGGAGAGGCAAUAUCAAAAGGAAAAAGCAAAAGAUGA